AAGGCAUUCAUCCAUAUCCUAAGCCUGCGAGGGGAACGGUUCAACGACACCAGCAUCAGCCUAACUAAAUAUAUCAGAAACGCAAGCAUCUUGCGCGGUGCUGGAGAAUGAGACGCAGCUAUAAUGGGUGUAUAUAACAAAAAAGUAGCUAUCAGAAACUUAACCGUUAAUCUUUUUUGAUUUUUGCUGCUGGUUGUAGACGUCAUUGGAGAAUUGGCAUCGUGCAGGAUUUCUAUGCGGUUCUAGUCGUCUCUACUUGUGGAUAUAUAGCAUAGAACAUUCUGUGGGAUUGAAUCACAGCAGCUUCAACCAUGUCUGGCGCCUCGGUGAAAGUGGCUGUCAGAGUUCGGCCCUUCAACUCAAGAGAGACCAGCAAAGAUUCAAAAUGCAUUAUACAGAUGCAAGGGAACUCCACCACUAUUUUGAACCCAAAGAACCCCAAGGAACCACCCAAAUCUUUCAGCUUUGACUACUCCUACUGGUCUCACACCUCACCGGACGACCCUUGCUUUGCAUCACAGAGCCUUGUGUUCAAUGACAUUGGGAAGGAAAUGUUGCAGCAUGCUUUUGAGGGAUAUAAUGUCUGUAUUUUCGCCUACGGCCAGACCGGAGCUGGCAAGUCCUACACCAUGAUGGGAAAACAAGAAGAAGGACAGGAAGGCAUUAUUCCUCUGCUCUGUGAAGAUCUCUUUGAGAAAAUCAAUGACAAUAGCAAUGAGGAGAUCUCGUACUCAGUGGAGGUGGCUUAUAUGGAGAUAUACUGUGAGCGGGUGAGAGACCUGCUCAACCCUAAAAAUAAAGGGAACCUGCGUGUCAGGGAACAUCCUCUACUCGGGCCAUAUGUUGAAGACCUCUCAAAACUGGCCGUCAUGUCUUACACAGACAUAGCUGACCUCAUGGAUGCUGGUAACAAAGCCAGAACUGUUGCUGCCACCAACAUGAAUGAGACAAGCAGCCGGUCUCAUGCAGUCUUCACUAUUGUUUUCACGCAGAGGAAGUAUGACAGCGAGACGGACCUGUCCACAGAGAAGGUCAGCAAAAUCAGCCUGGUGGAUCUGGCAGGAAGUGAGCGUGCUGACUCAACAGGGGCUAAAGGAACCAGACUGAAGGAGGGAGCAAACAUCAAUAAAUCUCUAACUACACUAGGAAAGGUUAUUUCAGCGCUGGCUGAGGUGGAUAACUGUACCAGUAAGAGCAAAAAGAAAAAGAAGACAGACUUCAUUCCUUACCGAGACUCCGUGUUGACAUGGCUGCUCAGAGAGAAUUUAGGAGGGAACUCAAGGACAGCUAUGGUGGCCGCCCUGAGUCCUGCUGACAUUAACUAUGAUGAAACUCUCAGCACACUCAGAUAUGCAGACAGAGCCAAGCAAAUCAAGUGCAAUGCCGUCAUCAACGAGGACCCCAACAACAGACUGGUGCGGGAGCUGAAGGACGAGGUGACGCGUCUAAAGGAGCUGCUCCGUGCCCAGGGCCUUGGGGACAUUCUGGACAUCAAGCCAAUGGGGGAUGAUUACCUUGGAAGUGGAAGCAAAUGUGUGUAUACGCUUGACGGGGCCUUAUCUUCUCGCUCUCCUCUUUUGUUACCAGUACCCUUUUCAUCGCUUCUGGAAUACAAACGUGUCAGCUUUGCAUGGCUCUUUUUUUUUCUUUUCUUAUUUUUUACUGCAAGGAAUCCCAGGAAUACAACAGAUAAAUAUGCGAUGGAUUGGAUGACCAUUUCAUGUCUUGUUUUAUACCUCAAAGUAUAUAUUUCCAAAAUAUCCUUUGAAAUAUGCUCUUUGUCUGCCAUCCUGCAGGAAUCAGAGAAGAUCAUAGCCGAGCUGAAUGAGACCUGGGAGGAGAAGCUGAGGAAGACUGAGGCCAUCCGUAUGGAGAGAGAGGCGCUGCUGGCAGAGAUGGGAGUGGCCAUACGGGAGGACGGGGGGACCCUGGGUGUCUUCUCUCCUAAAAAGACCCCUCACCUGGUGAACCUAAAUGAGGAUCCUUUGAUGUCAGAAUGUCUGCUUUAUUAUAUCAAAGAUGGAAUAACAAGGGUGGGUCAGGCAGAUGCAGAAAGAAGACAGGAUAUCGUUCUAAGUGGAGCGCACAUCAAAGAGGAGCACUGUAUCUUCCGCAGUGAGAGGAAUGCCAACGGAAAUGUGAUUGUCAUGUUGGAGCCAUGUGAGGGAUCUGAAACGUAUGUGAAUGGAAAACGUGUGAAUUCUGCAGUCCAACUGCGCUCAGGUAACCGCAUUAUCAUGGGAAAGAACCAUGUGUUCCGGUUUAACCACCCUGAGCAGGCUCGCGCUGAGCGUGAGAAGACACCAACAGCAGAGACCCCCAUAGAACCAGUGGACUGGACCUUUGCCCAAAGAGAACUUCUGGAGAAACAGGGUAUCGACAUGAAGCAAGAGAUGGAGAAGAGGCUUACAGAAAUGGAGAUCCUGUACAAAAAAGAGAAGGAAGAAGCGGACCAGCUGCUUGAGCAACAGAGACUGGUAUAUGAGAGUAAACUGCAAGAGCUGCAGAAACAGGUGGAGACUCGCUCACUGGCUGCAGAGACCCCAGAUGAAGAGGAAGAAGAGGAGGAGGAGGAUGAAGUGCCCUGGACCCAGCAUGAGUAUGAGCUGGCCCAGUGGGCUUUCAGGAAGUGGAGAUACCACCAGUUUACCUCCCUCAGAGACCAGCUGUGGGGCAAUGCUGUAUACCUCAAAGAAGCCAAUGCCAUCAGUGUGGAGCUAAAGAAAAAGGUCCAGUUCCAGUUUGUCUUACUCACGGACACCCUCUACUCUCCACUGCCCCCGGAGCUGCUGCCUCCAGAACCAGAGAAAGAGCAUGACACCAGGCCUUUCCCUCGAACGGUGGUGGCUGUGGAGGUUCAGGACCUGAAGAACGGAGCCACUCACUAUUGGUCCCUGGAGAAGCUCAAGCAGAGGCUGGACCAGAUGCGAGAGAUGUAUGACCGUGCAGGCGAGAUGGCCUCAUCCAAUCCGUGUGAGGAUGGAGAGGGUUCUUUGACUGGCAGUGACCCGUUCUAUGACCGCUUCCAUUGGUUCAAGCUGGUUGGGAGCUCACCUAUUUUUCACGGCUGUGUGAACGAGCGUCUGGCCGAUCGCACUCCCUCGCCCACAUUCUCCACCAGCGAUUCUGAGAUUACUGAGCUGGCCGACGAAAGGCAGAGCGAGAUGGAGGACUUCAUGGAUGAUGAGGCUUUCGUGGACGACACCAGCUCAGAUGCUGGGACCGAGGAAGGCUCUGACAUCUUCAGUGAUGGGCAGGACCCCUUCUAUGACCGUUCCCCAUGGUUCAUCCUGGUGGGCAGAGCCUUCGUGUAUCUGAGUAACCUUCUGUAUCCUGUGCCUCUGGUGCACCGUGUCGCUAUAGUAACAGAGAAGGGAGAUGUGCGAGGAUUCCUGCGUGUUGGGGUCCAAGCCAUCGCUGCCGAUGAAGAGGCUCCUGAUUAUGGAUCUGGUGUGCGUCAGUCGGGCACCGCUAAAAUUUCUUUUGACAAUGAGUAUUUUAAAAAGAGGGAUUUCUCCUCUGUGGUCAUGACCCGCUCUGGCCUCUCUUUGGAAGAGCUGCGUAUUGUGGAAGGUCAAGGUCAGAGUUCGGAGGUCUUCACCCCUUCAGAGGAGAUGAACAGAAUAAAUGACAUGGACUUGAAGCUCGGGAACGUGGACACAAAACUGGGUGAGGGUUUGGCAGAGCAUCUGGAAGUGGGCAGUAUCUUCACUUUCCGUGUCACCGUUCUGCAGGCGAGCAGCAUCCCGCCCGAGUACGCAGACAUCUUCUGCCAAUUCAAUUUCCUCCAUCGUCACGAUGAGGCGUUCAGCACAGAGCCCCUGAAGAACACAGGCAAAGGUGCCCCGCUGGGCUUUUACCACGUACAGAAUAUCUCAGUGGAGGUGACCGAGUCCUUUAUUGAAUACAUAAAGACAAAGCCAGUUGUGUUCGAAGUGUUUGGCCAUUACCAACAGCACCCACUGCACCUCCAUGGACAGGAAGUGGUCAGCCCUUCUCAGCCUUCCAGAAAGUACUACCCCCCACCUAUGCCUUUGUCUAAACCAGUGCCAGCCACCAAACUGAACACCAUCACCAAGUCUAACCUGGGUCAGUGUGUGAGCAAGUAUGACCUGCUGGCCUGGUUCGAGAUCAGUGAACUGGAGCCCACUGGGGAUUAUAUUCCAGCUGUAGUAGAUCACUCAGGAGGUCUUCCCUGUCACGGCACAUACCUUUUGCACCAGGGCAUUCAGCGUAGAAUAACAGUCACUCUGAUCCACGAGAAGGGCAGUGAGCUGCAUUGGAAAGAUGUCAGAGAGCUGGUGGUUGGUCGAAUCCGGAAUAAGCCGGAAGUGAAUGAUUCGGCUGCAGACGCAGUCCUGUCUCUCAACAUCAUCUCAGCUAAAAACUUGAAAUCUUCUCACACCUCCAGCAGCCUUUGUAUUGAUAGCGAUAUUGCUAGGACGUUCUACCGGUUCGAGGCUGUCUGGGACAGCUCCCUGCACAACUCUCUCCUACUGAACCGUGUCACUCCCUACGGAGAGAAGAUUUACAUGACCCUGUCAGCCUAUCUGGAGCUUGAUCACUGCAUCCAGCCUGCCAUUAUUACCAAAGACAUCUGCAUGGUCUUCUACUCCAGAGAUGCUAAGAUCUCUCCUCCACGCUCACUGAGGAACCUGUUCGGCAGUGGCUACUCCAAAACCCCUGACUGUAAUAAAGUGACUGGAAUCUAUGAGCUUAGCUUGUGCAAAAUAGCUGACACAGGAAGCCCAGGUAUGCAGCGACGGAGACGGAAGGUUCUGGAUACAUCUGUGGCGUAUGUGCGUGGAGAGGAGAACCUGGCAGGCUGGAGACCCAGAGGAGACAGUCUGAUCCUGGAGCACCAGUGGGAGCUGGAGAAACUCGAGCAGUUGCAUGAGGUGGAGAAGACGCGUCACUUGCUGCUGCUCCGUGAGAAACUGGGAGAGACGGCUCCUCCUAAAUGCCUGAGUGACUUUCUGUCUCCCAGUCUGAGCAGCGGCACCCUCAGCACCUCCACCAGCAUCUCCUCCCAGAUCUCCUCCACCACCUUUGAGAGCGCCAUCACACCCAGUGAGAGCAGCGGAUACGACUCCACAGACAUAGAGAGCUUGGUGGACCGCGAGAAGGAGCUGGCCACUAAAUGCCUCCAGCUCCUGACACACACUUUUAACAGUGAAUACAACCAGAUGUGCAACAGCAUCAGUGACUGCAAGUUAUCGGAUAUCUCUCCUAUGGGCCGUGACCCAUCCGUGACCAGUUUCAGCAGUGCUACACUCACACCCUCCUCCACCUGCCCCUCUUUGUCAGACUCUCGGACCCCUGAAGCUAACUCUCGUGCCACCAGCCCCUCAUGCUCAGACUAUGAGAACUUCCCCAUGGUGCCCAUUCUGGAAACGUCCUACCUGGCCCGCGCCGGCAAACACGAGUUCCUCAACCUUGUGCCUGAUAUUGAGGAAAUGAGACCUGGGUCUGUGGUAUCAAAGAAGGGAUUUCUCAGUUUCAUGGAGCCCCGUUCCAACUCCUGGGUGAAGCACUUUGUGGUGGUUCGAAGGCCAUACGUGUUCAUCUACAACAAUGACAAGGACCCAGUAGAGAGGGGUGUGCUGAAUUUAUCCACUGCCCAGGUGGAAUACAGUGAGGACCAGCAGGCCAUGCUCAAGACACCUAAUACAUUCGCCGUGUGCACCAAGCACAGAGGGAUCCUCCUCCAGGCCAACAAUGACAAAGACAUGAACGACUGGCUCUACGCCUUCAACCCACUGCUAGCAGGAACAAUAAGGUCAAAGCUGGCGAGGAGACGGUCCAGUCUGAUGAAGAACUGAACGAGUGUACACACGCACAGAGAUAGUGCUCAUUUCUCUUCGUCUACCUUUACAACGUACCAAAUGUGUUAACACUUCUAAAUCUUUGUGGUUCUUGACGGUUUCUCUUGUAUGUAGACCUGUGGCUCUCUUCUCCUCUCCAGCAAAUGAACUUUCAGUUCCCAAACACCCCUCUCCCUCCCUCCCCUCUCUGUUAUGUUAUUGAUUGGAUUUAUUCUGUCUUCAGUUUUGUUCGUUGUCAUAACUGAACCUCCUUCAAGUAGCAUGUUGUAAUAGUCUGUUUGUGUGUGCACGAAUCUUCAGAGCGGGUUCUGCUUUCUCUCGAGUUACUCUCGUCUGGAAACGUCAUCCUUACUGUGUUGUCUGCCAGGAACAUCUUACCCUCAGGAGAAAGUUGGUUUGCUAUAAAACCCCUAAUGCAUUGAGUAAAUGAAUAAAUAUAUUAAUAAAAAUAUAUAGAUAUAAAUAUAUAUAAUAUUAUAAUAUAUUACACAAAAUCAACUUUCUCUAAAAGAAGAUAUAUAGAAAAAAAAUAGCUUUGCUCUAGAUAUUGCUAAAAAGAAGAUUUUUAAAUGGACCAAAGCACUGAAUAUGCUUCAUUUUCUAAACUAGACAGAAAUUGACCUUUGAACCGAAUGUUAUUGCAGUAUUGGCUUAGUGGAUUUGCUGAAUCAAAGCAAGCCUUGAUAGUGGGGCGUUGAUCAUGUACAUACAGCCGUUUACUCGCACAGCCUGUCGCAAUUAAUUCCACAUAUCAAGGACAUAAACAUACCAUUAGCAAAGUACAGUAUGUAAUCAUAAGACAUAUAAUACCAGGGAAAGAAAAUGAUGGUGAUUAACCCUCACAUAUCGAUCUUUCGGUAGCCUACAGGAGUAUUCUGCUCUAUUUAAAUGAUUUCCUCCGUAGAUUAGAUUUAAAAAAAAAAAAUGGUGCAAAAGAAUUACCUUGACACAGAACAAAUGACCGAAUGAAUCCAUUUGUACAUAAUGUUCAGGAUUACUGUGCUUAACGCUACUCAUGACGAGACAUGAUGCAUUAUGGGUUUCUGUCCUUGUUACUGUAUUCCUGAAACACCAUUUUUGGGGCUGUUUUAGCAAGAAAGAUCUGAUGCUGUGGCCUCUUCUGAAGACGGUUGAGGGAGAUACUGAUUGCGAUUAGUUACAGUUACGAAGCGAAGGAUUGAAUUAUUGGUGUGGUUUAUUUCUGCUGUUCUGGGAAAAAAUCUAAAGUCGGCAGGAUCAUUAAACCAGCCUUUGUUCCCCUUUAGAAUGGGCAGGAUCACUUUUUAAUAUUAUUGAACAUUUAUCAUGUAUCUCUAGUGAUUAUCUUAACUUAUUUUUUAUUAACAUGUGAUCAGUGUUUUACAUUAGACAACGGAAGGCAAGAAGGGCACUUUUCUCCUUUUUAUUCAGCUGUUCCUCACUUAUUUAAACGACCAGGUUUGGCCACUAAAAUAGUUUGAUCACUGUCAGUAGAAAUCGGGCCAUUUAUGCAGUUCACUGCAGUUGCAGCGAGGAAAAAGGGAUGUUAAUGUUCUGCUUUUUUACGGUUUUGUUUUGAAAAUCUUUGCUCUGUGCAUUUGAAGACAUGCAGUCUAGACACACGCGCUGAAGUUAGCAGUGAUUCAGUUUGAUGGUGACGUUUCGGCCAUUUGGUUGAGCAUUUAACAGUCCUCUGGCCAGACAACCAGGAGGAAUUAUCACACUGUCAGACUGAACACUGUCAAUCCUAAUGAAGUCAAUAUUCUUGCUGCUCAUCAUAGACUGCAUUUUCUCUUCUCAAAGAACUUGCACUUUAGUGCACUUUCACAACAAACACAUGAAAAUGGCUCGGAAAGUCAAGUCCUUUGGUCAACCAGCCUUUAGGCUUCAUCUGAGCUGUUUGAUUGUUAUGGCAUCUGUGAAAAUGUUCACAUUGAAUAUUCAGAUCCGGCACAUAGAGUGCGUAAUGAGCACUGAAGGUUUAAGUGUAAGUUAAUGUUAGAAUUUUUUGCCAGAGCAAAGGUUUUUGGCAUCUUUUUUUUUUUUUUUACCAUCUUUGUUGAGUGGCUUGAUUGACUGUGUGUGAUAUUCAUAAUGAAUUUCAUUAACUGUAUUUAUUGUUUUGCAAUGUAUAUAUUAGUUUGCAGCUCUUUGCACAUGUGUUUAUACAACUAACAACAGAACAAAUAAAGCUUGAACAAUGUUUUUGUUGUUUUCUCAAAUGGUUUUAGGUUGUGGUGUUUUUCUCAUUGAAGUGGACUUUGAAUGUACCUUGCGUUUCACUAAAAAUGCAGGAAUUAUCUGAUGAAAGAAGAAUAUCUUAAUAACAAUGGGCACUUUUCACAUUUAGUCUAUGGAGGGCAGAGUUAUGAUGAGGCGUGUUCAUUUUUAUUUCUAACAUCAGGGAAUAUAUUUUCUAGAAAUAUAACGUUUCGCUUUUCCUGACACUGUUACCGCUUUGUUUUUUGUGCUCACUCAUGCAUUUUUUCCCCACGCUGCCUUUGAAGCAACACUGGCAUCACUGUAUCACCCCAUCAUUCCCUCUCAUUGUGAUGAAACAACAGAAAGCAGUUCAGCCAUGGCAUUGACAUUGUACAUUUUUUGUCAGAUUGGCUUCAUUUUCAUACUUUUGUAAAUAUUUCAUGUUGUAUGGAACUUGGAUUAAAAUGUAAAUAUGUCUUCUGUAUUUGUAAUAAUUAUAAUCCAUUCGCUGUAUAGCCUAGAUAUGUAAUGCAUAUAUCUUAAUUCUGUGUAUGGUAAUCUUGCACCAUUGACCUGUUUAGUGAAUGAGGUAAAAAUAAAAUUACAGCCAGUGCAUUAGAUGGAUAA
Molecule: messenger RNA, 8633 nt
Organism: Carassius carassius (crucian carp)
Lineage: Eukaryota; Metazoa; Chordata; Actinopteri; Cypriniformes; Cyprinidae
Gene: kif1b
Product: kinesin family member 1B
Exons: 49
Coding region: 312-5822 (1836 amino acids)
Biological process (GO): microtubule-based movement
Molecular function (GO): microtubule motor activity; ATP binding; microtubule binding
Source: RefSeq, a predicted model, not a curated record